AUGUCGGUGGAAAAAGACAUAAUUAAAAUACAACACAAACUUCAGAACAUGUCUGACGAAAAUGCUGACCAAAGUCAAGCUCUAGAAUUGUUGAAAGCUCUUAAGGAUUUGCCGAUCACCUUGGACAUACUUACAAAAACUCGAGUGGGUAUGACUGUCAACUCAUUUCGAAAAAGCUGCAAAGAUGAAGAAGUAAUUACGUUUUCGAAAGCGUUGAUUAAAAAUUGGAAAAAAUUAUUGAACGGUGACAAAUCUGUACCUCAAGAACCAAAAAAAGAAAAAAAAGAGCGAAAAAAAUCUGAGGAAAAAGAACAAAAAAUAGAGACUAAAAAAGAUACGCCUAAACCAGUGGUGUUCCCUACGCCAUCAACAACAGAUGCAGUUCGUCUUAAAUGUCGUGAUUUACUUAUCACUGCUUUGAAAACUGAAGAUGAACUUGGUGGUUGCGCAUCAAUCGAAGAACUUGCUGAUGAACUUGAAGAUGCCAUUUAUUCGGAAUUUAAAAACACUGAUGCUCGUUAUAAGAAUAGAAUAAGAAGUAGAUAUUCCAAUUUAAAAGAUGCUAAAAAUCCACAACUCAGAAGUAACUUUAUUGCUGGAGCUAUUACUCCUGCCCAACUAGCUAAAAUGACUGCCGAAGAGAUGGCUAGUGAUGAGAUGAGGACUUUAAGAAAUAGACUCAUAAAAGAAUCUAUAGAUGAUGCUCAAUUGGCAACUGUACAGGGAACUAAAACAGACUUAUUGAAGUGUGGUAAAUGUAAGAAACGAAAUUGCACCUAUAACCAAAUCCAAACUAGAAGUGCUGAUGAACCAAUGACAACAUUUGUCAUGUGCAAUGAAUGUGGUAAUCGAUGGAAAUUUUGUUAG
Messenger RNA from Cinara cedri, 867 nucleotides. NCBI's taxonomy places the organism in Eukaryota, Metazoa, Arthropoda, Insecta, Hemiptera, Aphididae. The record is from the annotation of a GenBank genome assembly.